Syzygium oleosum is the source of this 1630-nucleotide messenger RNA. RefSeq names its product disease resistance protein Roq1-like. The coding region runs from base 272 to 1630 and encodes 452 amino acids. The transcript has 3 exons. Lineage: Eukaryota; Viridiplantae; Streptophyta; Magnoliopsida; Myrtales; Myrtaceae. The record is from RefSeq and is a predicted model, not a curated record. Gene Ontology annotation, biological process: defense response; signal transduction. Gene Ontology annotation, molecular function: ADP binding.
UAGCAAGGAGCGACGUUCACGGCGAUCAAGUGUUACCAUAAGCACGAUAAUGAUAAUUAAUAAUAUUAUGAUCGUACUGUUAGCACGCCUGAUUGCCAUUAUUUUCUUUGGGAAUCUUGUCCGACCAAGAAUCAAUGUCUUUCUCUGACCUACCGUUGGGACGCGUGAUUUCCCAAGCUCUGCAGCUCUUUCACAAACUGCAUCCUCUCGAUGAAUCGCUGAUCAGACCAGGAAGAGUCGUGCACACCAGAAGUAGUUUAGCUCAGAGAGGAUGAAGAGAAAAUCGGACUCGGAGACAGCAACAUCGUCAUCGACGGGUGGAGGUAGUGAGUCACUGGGAGCUGAAUUUGAUGUGUUCUUGAAUUUCAGAAGGCCGGACACUCGCCUCAAUUUCACCGAUCACCUCUAUCACUCCCUGGAUGGAGCUGGGAUUCGCGUCUUCUUGGAUGACGAAGAUAUCCGAAAAGGCGAAAAGAUUGAAGGCGAGCUUCUACACGCGAUCAACAACUCCAAGUUUUACGUGCCCAUCUUCUCUAGAGACUUUGCAUCCAGUGCAUGGUGUCUUCGCAAGCUCGCCCAUAUGGUGGAAUGCUCAAGAAGAUCAACGGAGAAAGUGAUUCUUCCCAUUUUUUUUGAUGUCGAUCCUUACGAUGUUAAGCUCCGAACUGGAUUAUACGUUGAUGCCUUGAAAAGACACGAGGAAAGGUGCGGCUACGAUGAAGUGCAACGGUGGAAGAAGGCUUUAACGGAGGUCGCGUCGAUCAAUGGAUGGGACUGCAAAGAUACAGGCCAAGGGAAACUUAUAAAACUUUUCACCGACGAGGUUUCAAUGAGAUUGGGGAGAGGAGUUCGAGUACUACCUGAUCAUUUGGUUGGAAUUGAUAUUCAUGUGCAAAACGUGAUGCUUAUGUUAGGAAAAGGCACUCUUGAUGUACGGUUUAUCAUAAUACACGGAAUGGGCGGAAUCGGUAAGACAACUCUUGCCAAGGUUGUUUUCAACCGAAUCGCUUCUCAAUUUGAUGGUUGCAGCUUCCUGUCAGACAUUCCACAAUUUUCACAGCAGAAUAAAAUCGUGAAAUUGCAAAAAAGAUUAUUGUCUGACAUCCUCAAGUCUAAAUCCAUAAAGGUCCAUGAUACUGACUUUGGGAUCAACAUGAUUAGAGGGAGAUGUCGCAACAAGAAAGUCCUUAUUGUUCUUGAUAAUUUGGAUAGAAGGGACCAGCUUGGGAAGCUAGCAGAGAAGUGCGAAUGGUUCGGUUCAGGAAGUAGAAUUAUUGUGACAACUAGGGAUAUCGGUAUCUUCAAAAUUAACAACAAUAAUGCCUCCAUGCAAGUGUAUCACUUCUACGGAAUGAAAAAGAUGGAUGAGCAUUAUGCUAUCCAACUUUUCAGUAGAUAUGCAUUUGAGAGCGAUGCUCCUCCACGCGAAUAUGAUAAAAUAACAAGAGAAAUUGUAAAAAUCACUGACAGACUUCCGUUGUCUCUUGUGGUCAUUGGAUCUUCACUUUACUGUGAAAGCGAAGAAGUAUGGGAUGAUGUAUUAGCCAAGCUGAAGAAAAUGCCUCCCAAAGAAGUCCGGGAGGUAUUGAAGAGAUUUAGGGAGGGAACUUGUUCGCAAAGAGAGUAUUGA